This is a messenger RNA of Tupaia belangeri chinensis (Chinese tree shrew), 672 nucleotides long. It is a transcript of the gene CCDC195, whose product is annotated as coiled-coil domain containing 195. The record is from RefSeq and is a predicted model, not a curated record. The transcript is spliced from 3 exons. The coding region runs from base 1 to 672 and encodes 223 amino acids. NCBI's taxonomy places the organism in Eukaryota, Metazoa, Chordata, Mammalia, Scandentia, Tupaiidae.
AUGGAAACUAAUAUCCAGCUCAUGAGAGUUAUCCAGGAAAUGCGGGCAGAGAUGAACAAACUGGAGAAAGAGAAUCAAGCCCUCCGGAUGAAACUGAUUUCAAGGAGUCCAAAAGUCUCAGGCUCAGGGGGAGAAACAGGGGAUGAAAGGGAAGAGAAAGCACAUGGACAAUCUCCAGCAACCCCUCAUGGUGUGGUUUCCAUUGAAGCAGAACCAGCUAUGCCAGCACACCAAGACAAUGUCAUGAUUGUUAGACGCUAUUCCGUUUCUUCAUCUGGUCAUUCACUUGCUGUGAAUGAUCCCUGGAAAGCUGAGAAACUACAUCCACAUUGCAGAAUUCUCACUGCUCAAGGGACAGUUAAAUCACUAGCAUGCCCUUCAACUAAGAAGCAAGAUAACGAAGGCAAGAUGUUUACAGGAGAGUCUUUUGUCAGCAAUAGCUCCAGCCAAAGAAUUUCUCCUGAACACGUUUCUGGUUACAGACUGGAGCAACUUCCAAAGGUUUCAAUUAACUCUGAGAUCUAUUUCUCAUCAGUUGCAUUCCAAUCACAAAGGACCUCCUCGACUGUCAAUCACAGGGCUGUGAACUGCAGAAGAAACCUUGAUGAAGUUGCAACUACCCUUGCAAAGAUUUCCAACCUAAUUUCUACCCAGAUUGCCUUAUGUCAGUGA